Molecule: messenger RNA, 2367 nt
Organism: Theileria orientalis strain Shintoku
Lineage: Eukaryota; Apicomplexa; Aconoidasida; Piroplasmida; Theileriidae
Exons: 9
Coding region: 1-2367 (788 amino acids)
Biological process (GO): double-strand break repair via homologous recombination; double-strand break repair via nonhomologous end joining; mitotic G2 DNA damage checkpoint signaling
Cellular component (GO): nucleus; Mre11 complex
Molecular function (GO): endonuclease activity; manganese ion binding
Source: RefSeq, a predicted model, not a curated record
AUGCCUCCUAAAUCAUUAUCGUUUAAGUCUAUAUAUAGCAAUAUAUUGCCUAAUAGUGAACAGUCCCAGGAAUUGUCGACACCCACACAUCUUCCAAGUCCAUUGGUCUACAGUUCUCCCUUAAUGUCAAAUGCCAGUCCCGCAGUAAGCAAGCGGAAAAAACUAUCAAUAGAUAGGCCCCUUAGAAUUUCACACGAUUUCAAAGUUGCAAGUUUUGAUUCAGAACUUAAAGAAUACAGCGCCGUCGACGCAGAAUACCAAACGGAGUCAAAUGAACAAGAUAUGUACGAUAAAAUGCCAUCGGACUCGAAAGAAGAUGCCAACGUGUCAGUAAUGAACUUUAACGCAAAAAUGAAACAUAAUCAAAAUAGCGAGCUUACAGAAAAGGAAGGAAACAGACCAGUUUUAUGUAACUCAGGAGAUUCAUUGAACACAACCACGGUAGAAGGAACAGACAUUGAGUCUUUCCGGGACAUCGAAUUAAAUUCAGCCAGGACGUCACACCCGUUGAACCAGGGAAGCGACUCCAUGGUGGGAGAAACAGGCUCUGAAGGCAAAAAGGAUAAAGGAGUUGAAGCAAAAAUGAGAAUAGAAAGAAAAAAUAGCAUUGACCCAUACAAAAACUUUCAUAAAAUAACAGAAUAUUCGCGCAAAAAGGAAACGCAACCUGAAGUCAGCAGUGAAGAAAAAAAUACAACAGAAGCUCCUGAAACAAUGGCAGAAGAGGCAAUUAAAGUGAAGUUAUUCGAGGAGAACAAUGGCGAGGCUGACUGCAUUAAGAUAUUGGUAUGCACUGACACACACCUGGGCUUCAAGGAGGAGGACACAUAUAGAGCGAAUGAUUCAAUGAAUACGUUCGAGGAGCUGCUAUACCUGGCAAAAAAUCUGGAAGUUGAUCUCAUACUACACGCAGGAGACUUAUUUGACAAGAAUGUCCCAUCAAGAUCAACAAUGUACCGGACAAUGGAUUUAUUAUCAAAUUAUUUGUCAAAUCACAAGUCAGAGUUGAUAAUAGAUAAGUCGAAUGUAAUAAAUACGGCGUCAUUGAAAGAAUAUGAAAUGCAGUCAACAGAUCAAGAAUAUCACCUAAGAAGCUCAUAUAGCACAAACAAUGAACAGAUGAGACCGUUUUUUGUAAUUCAUGGAAAUCAUGAUAAUCCUACGUAUAAAAAUUGUCUGUCACCAAUUGAUAUUUUGGACGUGGCGGGAUUGGUGACAUACUUUGGAAGGUAUUUGGACCUGACGAAUGUAGUAGUGAAGCCGAUACUGAUAACAAAAUCAAACGUAAAAAUAGCACUCUACGGACUAGGAUGGAUAAAAGAUGAAAGACUAGUGGAGUUGUUUGACGAAAAAGAAGUCAAGUUUGAAAAGUGUGAAGAAGAUAGGUACAAGAUACUGCUGCUUCACCAAAAUAGGUACCCGCGAAGAGGAAGCGGAGUGAAGGAUUAUAUAACGACGGACAUGAUACCGGACUGGUUCGACCUGGUAAUUUGGGGUCACGAGCACGAAAGCAUCAAGUUCCCAGAGAAGACGAGUCUCCACAAGUUUCAAAUACUGCAGCCAGGAUCGACGAUACAGACCACGCUGGUUCCAGCAGAGUUGCCCCCGAAGCACGGGUGUCUGAUCCACGUGUCACAGGAGGACGUCAACUUCUAUCCAAUAUCGUUGCUGACGUCAAGGAAGUUCAUAUGCGACGAAAUAGAAAACUACGAUUCCGAGGAGAAUUUAGCAGAAAAUUCCAGUGAAAUGUACGACUAUUUGAGAGAUGCGGUCCAGAAAAUAUUGGAUACCAGAGAAGAUAACUUCAUCACGCACCUUAACUCAGUAUCGUUAACAAAACAACUAGGUCUCACUGAAUGGUCAAGAAUUGAAAGUAUAGUAGAAUCAUCGUCAAGUCCACUGUUGAGGUACGUUGAAAAGAAAACAUUAACGCGUAGAAUUAAAAUCGACGGCAAACUGUAUGAAAACAUAAACCCGAAGAUAUUUGGAAGGAAAGUGGCAAAUCCAAACGACAUGUUGAAAAUAUCAAAUAAAAAACGUAAAACGAAGGACGUGCCAGAGUAUGAAUGGACAGCAAUGAGCAUACGACAAGUAAGAGGGAAAAAAGUUAUGACCUCAGUAGAGGACACGUGCCGCCUAUCGUUACUACUGGAAUCAGACUUGAACGACGCAGUUUGCAGAUUCGUAAACGGCAAUGAAAGUAGAGCAAUAAUGGAGUACGUAAGAGGAAGAGUAUCGGAAAUGGAAGACUACCUGAAGGAAGAAAUAAAAAACAAAGUUCUGGAGCCACUGUCAGAAGAUAUAUACUCGGAACUAAUAGUAAACACAAUCCAGGUAAGCAAGUGUGUAGAAACAAAAGAAACAUAG